Messenger RNA from Neodiprion virginianus, 4742 nucleotides. RefSeq lists its product as uncharacterized. The record is from RefSeq and is a predicted model, not a curated record. The coding region runs from base 291 to 2825 and encodes 844 amino acids. NCBI's taxonomy places the organism in Eukaryota, Metazoa, Arthropoda, Insecta, Hymenoptera, Diprionidae. Gene Ontology annotation, molecular function: protein binding. The transcript has 6 exons.
AAUCGAUGUACUCAAAUAUAGCGGUUAGAAUUACAUUUUAGUGUCGUGUCGGAGUUGAUUUUUAUUCGAAAGAGACUUGUUUGACGAAUUUUUGUAUCUAAAAGUUGAUUCAUUUUGUGAAAAUCUACAAGUCAGUUCCGCUCUGCAUCGUUGAAACGUUUAUUCAACACUUCAAAACAUUCGACAAGCCUUUCGAUAAACAUUGUCCCGACAAUUGUGCAUUGUUUCUUCAACAAAAAUGAACUCACUGCCCUUGUAAUUGCGCAAUGCUGAUGUUAUGAUGCACCAGAAUGCAGUAUAUCACUGCAUUCGUACUGAUCCUUUUGUGGACGGUGAAAAAGCUACAAUGUUCAGACCGGAUGAACAAUACAGCGGGACACAUAGUGAAGCUGGUUGUAUCGCCGAAACCAAUCGAAGGUGUGGGAAUCAGGCCGAUUAUUCUUAAGAAAGAAUCUCAAUCUUUGAAUUUGACGUGUCAAAUUGUUUAUCAAAAAACGGAGAGAAAUGACAUUCCAUUACCGUAUGAAGAUCCACUGCCAACUUACAUCGUUGACUGGAAAGCUUUGAAUUCCAAUGAUAAUCGGUUCAAACGUGGUCAGAAUGAGAACAGCGCUUGGCUCUGGUUUGAGAAGCUCGCGGAAGCAGAUGCUGGAGAUUACAGCUGCCAUGCCAUUUCGUUGAACGCGUCUAGACAGCCUAAGGUGUCUGCCGAGAUUCAUUUGUCUGUCAAAAACCAAGUUGGAACAUGCGGAUCAAACUGGUUCAGAUGCUACUCAUCCCGUUGCAUCAACCGGCGAUAUCUGUGCGAUGGCAUGGCCGACUGCGGGGAUGGAGAGGACGAAACAGCCGUCGCUGGCUGUGGGCCGGAUCCAUGUGCCGGAAAGAUACCUUGCGGGGAACGUUGUUUACCUCGUGCUUGGUGCUGCGAUCUUGGUAACUGUAAUGCAAGCUUGCCAAUUGUUCGUCCCGAUCCACCUGGAAUUAUUUCUACCGACCAGCAGCGGUUCAAUGAUAUGGGAUUUCUGCAAACUACUAUCUACACUGUCAUUGGUUGCGCAAUGGCAUUCAUGUUCAUCGUUACAAUACUAGUUAUAAUGAUAUGUAGAGUUCAUAUGAAACGUGCCAUGAAUUCGAGAUGUCCGCAACAAGUGAGAAAUCCAGGGUCGCGACCACGCCAUAGCGUCCCAUUGUAUGAUCUUGAUGUGUACUUAAAUAGAACUGCGGAUAUUAACAACCAAGGAGGGGUCACAGUAACUUAUAACAUCAAUAAUGGAGUUCAAUUUGUUGGAAGGCCUGUAGAGCCGCCACCAUAUUCUGAAAUUGCACCCGUUCCCCCGAGGGAAGGCCCUCCACCCCCAUAUGUGUCCCGCGAAAAUCUGCUUGACUCUCCGAUCGUGUCAAACUUGAAUUCCAAUGAAGUCCAGCAAGCGAACAGUCAUAGUUUAACUACGGAAUUUAUUAACAACGAAGGUACGGGAUCUCGGAUUGCUUGUAAUUAUCAGAACAAUCUUAACUCGGCAAGUGUUAAUUGUUUUUCGAGUGGUCAGAUACCAGGGCCCCAAACUACACCGGGUUUCAAUCGUUUCAACAUGAGUUUAAUAUGUGAUAAUACGUCGAACACGACAUUAAAUACUUCUACUAGUACAGCUCUUAAUACUAGCAGCAAUUCGGACUCUAGUAGUAAUGAUUCUGUCGGGAAUUUUGCCAUCUGCAGAAACAUAACGUCACAUUCGCAAAAUUUCGAGCCGGAGUAUACAGAAACAGAUUCACUCUUGACAGAAAAUCGUCGCGAUGUUCAGACCCAGUGUGCAGAUCGUAUUGUCCGAAGUUCUGAUUACCCUUGUACAGUUUUGAACGGCCAAAUAACUAAUGGAAUUCAAGAUACGGUUGGAGUUUUAAAGAACACCACGAGUGCAGAGGUUCCUGCAUUGUUAUCCGAUAAUCACAGUGGUCAAACUCCUAAAGAAACACUGAACGAUGUCAGUAAUAACUUUGAUUCGAAAAUGAGUACAAAUUUUCCUGUCAACAAACGGUAUGAAUCACAAAUAUUGAAAAACUUGGAAGCAGAAUCUUCUUUCUUAGACUCGGAAUUCAAAAUCUCAUGUUCUGGUGAAACUAGGAUAAAUAAGAAUGAUAAUUCGGUUCAGAAGUCAAUUCCAGUUGGGAUAAAUUCGUUGAGCAAUCAAGACAUGGAUUCUACCUUGCAGAGACUUAGCUCCAAAACAGUUUUGGACCUGAGCUUACUAGGUGAGUCAUCGAAAAAUAAUUUGUCAAGAAAUAAUAGCGAAACUGCGAGAUCCUUGCCAUUUCAUUUAAAUUUCAACAACCCGGUGCGCGGUUAUGUAGAAUCUGAUAGAGAUUUAGGCGGAUAUAACUCGAGUCUAGUAAUUGCAAAUGGAGAUCCAAUCAAAACACACCGUAUAUUAGAAACGAAUAAUCUUUCGUCUACAAAUGACUCUGUGAAAUCUUCCUCCAGAAUGAGUACAAUUAGGAAAGAUUUAAGCGAUCGUGUAUCAAACGUGUCUUUGAGUCGUGAAAACCUCGCUACAUGCACAGAGGACUCACCGACUAAUGAUGAUGAAAGUAUGGAACGUUUUCCUGGAUAUUUGAAUAUAAAAGACGACCAAAUGCUGAGGGUGCCUUUAGUAGCUACUGAAGAUAGCUUGGUGAAUUACAAUAAUUUCACUGCCAGUCUGACCACGAGUGAUAUACUGGAAGAUGGCAAACAGACUAUUCAAUCUGAAGGCAGUAUGCCGAUAAGAGAAACUGAACCGUUGGUAAUGCCUUUGCGUGAGUCGUUUAUUGGCGUUCGAAAAGAAGAAUGAAAAUAUUUUUAAUAACAACUAUACGAAAACGAUUUUACAAGGCCUCGAUGAGGUGAAAUUUUAGUGCACAGCACAUUUGAAUUCAAGAAAGUGUUCUUAUAUCGAUGACGCGACAGUGACCCGUGUUUUUUUGGUUUGUCGAAUACAUUUCUACUGUUGAUUGUAAAAAUAAGAUGGCAGCAGCUAAUCAAAGUUGAUGUAGAAAAUAGACUCAUAUACAAGCUUAAACGCAGGCGGUUUUUCAUUUACUAGAAGACUAAGGUGAUAAUCUAUUACACUUGGCAGCAUAGAAUACAUAUUGCACUUGUAAUCAGUAAAGCUCUUAUACCUCGGCUCACUGUUGCAAGAGUAUUAGUGCAGUAGUGACGGCAGUUAACUCAGCUUUAAGGAGAAACAAAAAAUUAACUCAAUUAAAAAACGAAGUCAGUCUUCCCAAUUCAAGUUUCGCCAAUCCUAAACUAUUAUCAAUUAUUCGUUUCUUUAAUUUUUUUUCCCCGCCCACAUUUUAUGCGAAUAUUUUUACGAAGUAUGAAGAGUAUUUACGAAGUAUUAUAGGACAGGAUCAUUUCAUACGAAAUUGUGCAAUCGAUUCACGCUCAUAUUUCCGAAGUGGCUAAUGUUUUUCUAAUCCUCCUAUCGUAAUAAGUAGCGUGCACAAACUGCAAAAAUUCUCAUUCUAUAUGAAAUUUUGGACAUUGGAAUCGGGUUCUUCAGGCAAUUUCACAUAAGAAAUGUUACUUACAAUUAUUCUUACGCUCACGGAAAGAGUAGACAUAUUUUUUUACGACUUAUACGUCGUAAUUGUCGCUGAAACCGUUGAAAAUUCGUACAGCAUGAAAUGGCUGCACCAUUUGAUGUAGAAUGACCGAAUAUAUCCUUGAUUAUUCAACUUCACUAAUAAUAGGUAAUGAAUUUUAUUUAAUUUCUCAUAUUUUUUAACAGAACAGUUUUGUUCUCGAAUUUUCGAAUAAAUAUAGUAAUUAUAUAAUCGUAACUUACAAUUAGUUAUACGAAAUGAAAUUCACUCAACUACCAAGGAUAUAGAAAAAAAAGUUACGAUAUCUUGCAAUAAUCAUUGUAAUGCCUCUAUUAAAGCUGAUAGAUUUUAAAUCUAAUAUUAGAUAGUGUCAAUCUAUAUUUAAACUAGACAUACGUAUUGAGAAUCAAUUGACUUAAUAAUAAUGGUUAAAGUACAGUAGACAAUAAGGGAUUAACGCAUGCAUUAUGCAGAAUGCCAAUUGUAGAUAUAUUCAAAAGCUGUGUGUGAAUAUUUUAUGCAUUGUGUUCAAGAAAAGACUAGAAAAUAUUUUUGAUUGCAUCGACAUCGGCGGUUAUUCAUAUCAAUGUUAUAAAAGAAAGCAUGUAAUAAAACUAAAAAACAAAAAGAAUGUAAGGAAAUCGGAUAUGAAAGGAAUCGUCUAUAAUGCGUUACAUAUCGAGUGAAUGAUGUUGGAAUAUAACAUCUUACUGCAUUGUGAUUAUUUACAUAGAUAUACAUGUAUGUAUGUACAAAGAUAUAGUUGUACAUUUUUUUAGGAUCCUGCCUAGAGUUGUUUUUGCGUUCCGUUUUUAUUGCGCACACGUUUUCAGAGGCUCAACUACAGUAUACUACAUGAAUACGUGCGUUUCGAAUUGAUGCACAUCGAUAAUAUACGUAAAUUUACGGGUCGGAAGGCCCCCCCCCCCGAAUAUCCUAAAAAAUGUUAUACGUCAGUGAAAACUGCAAGAAUCAGAUCUCCUGUUAAAUUAUAAAAUUGUUGAAUCGAUUGACCCUUGGGUUACCAUGCCUACUGUAAACUUAAGAAUUGAAUAUUCUAAUAGUAUCUAUACACAAUUUUUCCCGCCAUUUCUCAUAAUAAUAUUGUUUACUAUUAUACCAUGAUGUUGAAAAUAUAUUGCCAUUUUCAAUUACUGUUA